This is a messenger RNA of Ceratosolen solmsi marchali, 451 nucleotides long. RefSeq names its product proteasome assembly chaperone 3-like. Bases 25 to 366 code for a protein of 113 amino acids. Lineage: Eukaryota; Metazoa; Arthropoda; Insecta; Hymenoptera; Agaonidae. The record is from RefSeq and is a predicted model, not a curated record. The transcript has 3 exons. Gene Ontology annotation, biological process: proteasome assembly.
AUGUAUUAUUUAGCGUAGUUUACAAUGUCCACCGAAUCUUAUUCUAUUAUUAUUAAUGACAAUCGUACAGAUGUUAUCUUAAAUACUUACAACAAUCGUUUAUUUUUAAUAAUUAGUCAAUACAGAAAACUAGGAUCACUGGUAUCAGUUUAUAAAGAAUCUAAUAUUCAUGAAUUAAACAGUCACGUAUAUGAAACAAAAGUGAUUUUUGGGAAAGAUGAUCCUGAAAUUCAUGCAGCAUCAAGAUAUAUUGCAGAACAAAUUAAUAUUGACAGACCAAUGUUAAUUUCUCUUUGUUUAAAAGAUUUUGAAAUCUUUACAUUACGAACAAUAAUCAAAUCAAUAAAAAAAAAAAUAAAGCUUUAAAUAUUGGUAGAGCAGUAUCAAUUUAUAACAACCAGUUAUACAUUACAUUCUAAUACAUUCUAACCAAUGUUAUUAUAGAUCAAUG